Mycena indigotica is the source of this 513-nucleotide messenger RNA. RefSeq names its product Cytidine deaminase. Gene Ontology annotation, molecular function: cytidine deaminase activity; zinc ion binding. The transcript has 4 exons. Lineage: Eukaryota; Fungi; Basidiomycota; Agaricomycetes; Agaricales; Mycenaceae. The record is from RefSeq and is a predicted model, not a curated record. The coding region runs from base 1 to 513 and encodes 170 amino acids. Gene Ontology annotation, cellular component: cytosol.
AUGUCGACUCGGCUCUGGACGCUGUCGGUCGAGCAGCGAGAAUCACUCAUCGAGGCUGCGUUCGAGGGCAAGUCAAAGAACCACACCUACAGUCCAUACUCAAAGUUCCCUGUUGGCGCCGCCCUACUGGCGGCAAACGGGACGAUAUUCAAGGGGGCUAACAUUGAGAAUGCAUCAUACGGUUCUUAUCUCCCUAACCCCCCCACAAUCGCUUAUUCCAAACAAACAGGCGGUACCAUUUGUGCUGAACGAACUGCGUUUGUCAAAGCAGUGAGCGAGGGGACUAGGUCAUUCAUCGCUCUCGCUGUCGUCACGAACGUCCAUUCGUCUAUCAGCCCCUGUGGAAUCUGCCGUCAGUUCAUCCGCGAGUUCUGCACGCAAGACAUGCCCAUCUUGCUUAUUCCUGGCAACUAUUUGACCACGAAAGAUUUCAGCAGCGUGAAAGAGACGAGUAUCGGGGAGUUGCUUCCGGAUAGCUUCGGGCCAGAACAUUUAGAAUUGCCGAGAGAUUGA